AUGGCCCACGACUCGGGCUGGCUCCAGUGGGCUCUGAUCCUCGUCCUGACCGCCCUUCUGCUCUCCGUCGCCGUCCUCACCCAGACCGCGAGCGCCUACUGGGCCGCCUACGUCGCCGCCCCCCGCGAAAUGGCCACGUUUAUCGACACGGUAGACUUUUCCAUCCAGGAGAACGAGAGCUACGACAAGGACAUGGCCAAGGUCCAGCGCCUCGAGGACAAGCUCCGCCUCGGUCAGCUCCUCCGCGAGAUCCAAAAGACGGGCGACGACCUGCGCGAGGAGCUCAACGCCCUCCUCAUCGCCGCUGAGAACGUCACCGGCGCUGGCACCAGCAGCGCCAUGCGCACCAGCACCCGCCUCCUCUGGGCCGCCAAGCGCGUCCAGCUCGAGGACCGCGUGCGCCGCCUCGACCUGCUGCGCAUGCGCUUCCUCGUCGUCUUCCUCGGCAUCAUCACCUCGGUCGCCGACAGGCAACCCCCGCCGCCGCCACCGCUUCCUCAACACCCUCGGGAUUUGGAAAAAUCCCCCGCCACGAUGACGCCGAGCAAGCCUGCGCUGCGCAAGUCAUUCACUGACAGCACCCCCAGACGUCCGCCUGUCCGCCGGCUCACCAUGCAGGCCAUUGGCCACCAGGAGAACAUGGCCUCGAUGGGACGGCAGGGCUGGGCCGGUGUUGUUCAGGAGCUGCAGCUCUCGCCGCGCAUGCAACAGCGUCAUGCCUCCAUUGAGCGGUCCAUGUCCGUGGAGAGGUCCCUUUCACCACGCGAGAGGGCCUUGUAG
This is a messenger RNA of Cordyceps militaris CM01, 780 nucleotides long. RefSeq lists its product as uncharacterized. The coding region runs from base 1 to 780 and encodes 259 amino acids. The record is from RefSeq and is a predicted model, not a curated record. The transcript has a single exon. Lineage: Eukaryota; Fungi; Ascomycota; Sordariomycetes; Hypocreales; Cordycipitaceae.